This is a messenger RNA of Hydra vulgaris (swiftwater hydra), 1282 nucleotides long. RefSeq names its product platelet-activating factor acetylhydrolase IB subunit alpha1. Gene Ontology annotation, molecular function: phosphatidylcholine lysophospholipase A1 activity. NCBI's taxonomy places the organism in Eukaryota, Metazoa, Cnidaria, Hydrozoa, Anthoathecata, Hydridae. The record is from RefSeq and is a predicted model, not a curated record.
UUGUUUUAUUUUUAGUUUUAGUUCUAAAAAAUGUCUAAAAACGAAAUCAAAAAAACUAUAACUUUAGUUAGUUCAUCAGUAAACAACUUUUCACCAAUCAAUCACAGCACAUAUGACCCAUUAUCAUUUUGUGAAAAAAGGAAGAAAUCAAACCAGUCUGAGAGAACAAAUUCUUUUUAUUGCACUAAUAUAUCACCAGCAACUACCCCAUCAUAUCGUGAUAACAAAGCUGGAUGGUUUGAAACUCACAACAAACAUGCUGCCUUAGCUGUUAAUUCAAAAUCUGAAGUUAUUUUAAUUGGUGAUUCCAUCAUAGCAGGGUUAUCUCGUUAUCAUAAUGUAUGGAGAAAGUAUUUUAAUCCAUUAAAAGCUCUUAAUUUUGGUAUUGGUGGUGAUCGUACACAACACGUUCUGUGGCGUGCAGAAAAUCUAACUUUAAGUCACGCAAUAAAAUAUAUUGUUAUUCAUUGUGGAACUAACAACUUAGAUCAUGAUAAUUCACAAGACAUUGCUAAUGGAAUUAUAUCUAUUGGACUUGUUUUCCAAGAAUAUAACCCAAACAUAAAAAUCAUUGUUACUGGACUUUUACCACGAGACUCUUUUAGUAGUUCUUUUCGGCGAGAGAAAAUUUUGCAGACAAAUAAUUUUUUAAAAAAGUUGUGUAAAAAUAAGUUAAACAAUUUCUUUUAUAUGAAACAAGAUGUUGAUUGGACAUUAGAAGAUGGCGACUUGAAUGUAAAACUUUAUUAUUCAGAUUGCUUACAUUUAGUUGAAACAGGAAAUAAUAAGCUUGCUAUAUCAAUAGUUUCAAUAUUAAAUAAAGUAAGAUGUGAGGAGAACAUUAUGUAUUCUUCAGAUGAUUUUGAAAGUGAAUUUCAUACAAAUUUUGAUAAAAAAAGACAAUUUACUAAGCGCAGAGGUUCGCCUUUAUUUUUUUCUGCAAAUAAACGUCUUCGAAGCCAAGAAUUUGUUUAUGAAUCAAGACGUUCAUUAGCUGAAGAAACAGAUAGUAAAUCAAACAAAAGUUUAAGAAAACAGUACAGUGUUAGCAAGCUGACUUCAGUAAUCAAAUCAAAAAUCCAUGCUGCAAUUGUUGGCAGAAAAAAUGAAGACACUAAACUUAAAUCUGUUGCAAAGUCAAUUGAUAUAUCCAGUCUCGAUGAUAUGAAAAGGAAAAAAGCACGCCUUUUGAAGUUUGAUAUCUGAUUAAUGUCAGACAAAUUUUUUUUUAUACCUGUUUAUAAAAUGCAGUUACUAUAUCAACUGUAACUUAUUUGAUAUA